UCAAGUACUGCUACUACUGCUAGCUACCAGCUAACGCUAACGACCGGUGACUGUGGAUGCGGCUGUUUAUCUGCUUGUUUAGACCUGAAUCACGGCGAUGCCAAACAAAAGGACACACAAGAAAACACUCAAACUGGAGUGUGAAUGGGAACUGUGCCAGGAAUCGUUCUGUGAGAUGGACAAAUUCUGCAAACACGCCGAGAGUCACCUCAGCGCUGAAGGAGACACAGAAGGGGAGCAAAAUUGCAUGUGGGGAGACUGUGGUUUCUGUUCUGUGGAAGGGCCUGAGGAGCUGCGAAGGCAUCUGUAUUUUCAUUGUUACCAUACUAAGCUGAAGCAGUUGGGUCAGCAGGUUCUUGAGGCUCAGCCGAACGUUGGAACCUGCUCCAUUGGCUGUCAACACCGCAACAUCAUCCCUGACAUCACGGAGAAUUUUGCCUGCCUUUGGGAUAAAUGUGAGCAACCACCAUAUGAAAACCCAGACUGGUUCUACCGCCAUGUAGCCAUGCACGCCCUGUGCAUAGACAUACCAGUAGGUGAUUCUGAAUGUCCAAUACGCUGUCGAUGGAAAGAUUGUGAAGGCAUUGUAAAAGGGCGUCCGAAACUGCGAGAGCAUCUGCGUACCCACACCCAAGAAAAGUUGGUGGCAUGUCCAGGCUGUGGGGGGAUGUACGCCAGCAACACCAAAUUGUUUGACCACAUCAUACGACAGAGUGCCAUGGAAGGUCAGAGGUUCCAGUGUUCUCAUUGUUUCAAACGGUUUGCAACAGAAAGACUACUGAGAGACCACAUGAGGACCCACGUGAGCCACUACAAAUGCCCACUGUGCGAUAUGACCUGUCCAUCACCCUCAUCACUGCGUAACCACGUGAAGUUCCGCCACAGUAACGAGAAGCCAUACAGCUGUGAAUACUGCGAGUACAGCUGCAAGAAUCAGGUGGACUUGCGUAAACACCUGGAUACUCACAGCAGUGAACCAGCAUUCCGCUGUGAUGUUCCGGGCUGCAACUUCACCUCCCGUACACUUCAUACUAUGAAGCUUCACCACAAAAGAGAACAUGAGGGGAAUUUUGUGGCACGUUACAUGUGCCAUGUGUGCAGUCAGUGCUUUACCAGAGGCAACAACCUUACUGUUCACCUGCACAAAAAACACCAAUUCAGGUGGCCCUCUGGACACCCUCGAUUCAGGUACAAGGAGCAUGAAGACGGCUUCUUACGACUGCAGCUGAUUCGCUAUGAAAGCGUGGAACUGACAGAGCAGCUGAUGAGGGAAAGGCAGAAUUGCCAACCUGAGGAGGACGAGGAGGAGGAGGGGGCUCAGGCUGAGAGCCAGGAUAAGCUUGAAGAAUCCCCAGGUGUGGCCCCUUUGGACACACAGGUAGGACUGAGAGGGGUGCUGCUGGAUCAGCGAGGGACUGAGGAAGAGCUGGUCAGCCCUAUGGAGGGCGGGCAGGAAGAUGGCAUGUUGUACGUUCUCACUGGAGCCUUUUCGGAAUCAGAGGCAGGAGGGGAAGCAGUCGUGAUGCAGCUCCAGGAAUCUACCCAGCAGCAAGGCCAGCAGUGACAAUCGUGUGGAAUAUUAGUCUGUACUGACACCUCCUUCAGCAGUGUUGCUAAGGUCUUAAAAAAAAAACAAAAAAAAAAAACCUGCUUCUAAAUUUUAGAGACAAACAUUAUAAUUAUUUGUACAUGCUGACACAUGCUUAUACACAUUUGUUGAUGAAUUUUAACAUUUUCAUACAAUUGUUUACUGGUCCUGCUUUGCUGAGUGGAUGCACAUUAUUAUUUUCUUUUUGUAAUAGAAGGGCUUUUGAAAAUUUGUGAAGGAAAUUCCAGUUGCUGCUCCCAGAUUGCAUUGAGGCUCACUUAAAUGUGUAUAAUACAACAGACAGCUUACCUCAUCAACUUAUGGAUUGUUUUAAUGCCUAAUUUAUAAUCUAAAUAAACUUCCCAAUAUUUGCAAAAAG
Thalassophryne amazonica is the source of this 1967-nucleotide messenger RNA. RefSeq names its product histone H4 transcription factor (gene hinfp). The coding region runs from base 98 to 1564 and encodes 488 amino acids. Gene Ontology annotation, biological process: regulation of transcription by RNA polymerase II; anatomical structure development. Gene Ontology annotation, molecular function: DNA-binding transcription factor activity, RNA polymerase II-specific; RNA polymerase II cis-regulatory region sequence-specific DNA binding. The transcript has 10 exons. The record is from RefSeq and is a predicted model, not a curated record. Lineage: Eukaryota; Metazoa; Chordata; Actinopteri; Batrachoidiformes; Batrachoididae.